Molecule: messenger RNA, 4480 nt
Organism: Anoplopoma fimbria (sablefish)
Lineage: Eukaryota; Metazoa; Chordata; Actinopteri; Perciformes; Anoplopomatidae
Gene: c6.2
Product: complement component 6
Exons: 18
Coding region: 171-2978 (935 amino acids)
Biological process (GO): immune response
Cellular component (GO): membrane attack complex
Molecular function (GO): protein binding
Source: RefSeq, a predicted model, not a curated record
CCUCAAGUCAGAAUCAGCUCUGCCUGCAGUGCAGAAAGGACUUAGUGAGAGGACUCUUAACUGCCCAAAUACACAGGAGCUACAGAAUUACUUUCUUUAUCAUCUUCUGAAGAGAACGUCAGUAUAUGUGUUAUUUUCAGAGGAGGUGAAAGCAGUUUGAACUCUCCAUUAUGGCUCCUUCCGGCUGGUUGGUCCUGAUGCUACAGCUCCUCAGCUGGAUAUCAGUCGGCAUGGCCUGUUUCUGUGACCGAUACCCCUGGGGACCCUGGUCCGCCUGCUCCAAGACCUGCAACAACGGUAUACAGUACAGAUACAGGAAUUAUAAGUAUGAUGACUAUUACUGGAAGAGCAGCUGCAGUCAGCUGUGUGAGAAAUAUGACGCGAGAGCUUGUAACGAGCGUAGCUGUCCAAUCAACUGCCUGCUGACAGACUACAGGGCUUGGUCUGACUGCUCGCCAUGCGCCAAGAAACAGUUUCGGACGCGGUCUGUCGAGAGGCCGUCCCAGUUUGGUGGAUCGGCCUGCAGCGUGGAGCUGACAGAGGAGAGGCCCUGUCACCCCCCCACAGAGUGCAAGUUAGCACCCAUCGACUGCAGAGACGACUUUAAGUGUGAUAAUGGACGCUGCAUCAACUCAACGCUAACGUGUAACAGGCAGAACGACUGUGGAGAUAACUCUGAUGAGAGGGACUGUGGCGACUUCAAAAUAGUGUGUCCAGCGGAGAAAAUAGUGGCCCCCGGGGCUGACCUGGUUGGAAAUGGAUUUGAUGCUCUAGCAGAGGAGCAGAGGGCAGCGGUACUGGAUAACAUGUUUAUGGGAGGAAGCUGCAUCAUCAGGAGGCCUCCGUCCACACUGCUCUACCAUCGCGUCCCUCACAACUUUGACAGCUUUGACAUUAAGGUUGGAGAGCUGGAGGACUUCAGCACCGAGCCCCAGACACUGCACGCCGAUUCCAUUGACUUGAAGACGUCCAUGUCGUCUGGAAGCAACCAACAAAAUCAGAAUGCCUUUUUCUUCCCCAUCUUUGUCUUCUGGAGCAGAUCCAGGUCGCAGGUCCGCUCUUACAAGGAAGCUUUUGAAGCUUCAAAGAAAAUGGAUUCCAAGUUUUUUCGGGUGCACCAGGUUCUGCCCGUGUCCACGUUCAAGGUGAGAGACCCGGGGGACCUCGUCCUGUCGCAGCCCUUCCUCCAGUUCCUUCACGCUCUUCCUCUCAAGUACAACUACGCCCUCUACAGGGACAUCUUCCAGCGCUUCGGGACACACUACUACAGCUCAGGGAAACUGGGAGGCAUAUAUGACCUGUUGUACCAGUACAACCGAGAGGAGCUCACCAGUUCAGGUGAAACAGAAGAGCACACCAGAGGCUGCCUGCGGCGGGACCUCACCUGGACCGUCAUCCUCUACACAGAACAUAGCAGUGUAUCCCGAUGCACCAACAACAAGAUGACUACCAAAUAUGAAGGCUCGUAUAUUAAGGCAGCAGAGAAGUCUUACUCUAUGGUGAGAGGAGGUCGAACCAGAGAGGCAGCAGCUCUGGCCUGGGAGAGGCAAGGCCCCGCUCCGGACCGAACAUCCUACAAGAACUGGGCCAAGUCUGUUCUCGAAAACCCUGUUGUAGUCGACUCCGAGGUGCUUCCCAUUAUAGAUCUGGUUCGGGGGAUCCCGUGUGCUGUCACAAAGAGGAGACACCUGAGGAAGGCCCUGCUUCAAUACCUGGAUGAGUUUGAUUCCUGCAAGUGCUCUCCCUGCCCCAACAAUGCCAGGCCAGUUCUCUCCGGCACAGAGUGCAAGUGUGUUUGCCAAACUGGCACAUUUGGCACUAACUGUGAGAUACGAGCUCCCGACUACACUUCAGAGGCAGUUGAUGGUUACUGGAGCUGCUGGGGGCCGUGGAGUAACUGUGGAGCCUCAAUGAAGAGACAACGGAAGAGGAGCUGUGUUAACCCCGCCCCCCUUAAUGGAGGCCAACCCUGCAACGGUCCUGGCACCCUUGAGGAUCCAUGUCACAUCUCACUCUUUGAGAAACAGGAGACCUGUGAUAAUGAUGACGACUUCAUGAUAGGCUGGAGGGACGAGCUGCCUCCUGGUGUGCAGGGUUGUCUGAGGCCACAGAGGCCCGCCAACAGCUUCCUUAGGAAAGCGAAGCAGUAUUAUAACUUUGGUGAGGAUGAGGAGCUCCAAUGCUUCACUGGAUUUGACCUGGAGGGUUUUCAGUACAUCAACUGUCUUCCUGACGGGACGUGGAGUCAACCAAGGGGAAGAUGCAUCAGGAAACUGUGCCUUCCUCUUGAGAUCCCUGAUGACAUGAUGCUGUACCCCAAAAAAGACAAUUACAGAGUGGGGGAAUCAGUGGGUAUGAACUGUAACGUGACAAACAUGCUGCCACGGCCUCCAGGCAUAUACAGAUGCAGCGAAAGUCUCACCUGGGAGCCUCCAUUACCUGCUGAUCUACAUUGCACUGAUGUGGAACCAUUUGUUCCGGAGAGUCAGUGUGGUCCAGGAGCGAAACUGCAGGACUCUAAAUGUGUCUGUAUUCCACGGGAGAGCUGCCUCUCUCAACUGGAGACACUCUGCAUACUGAACCUUGAGGUCGGUGUCACUGUGCCAAUGUCACUCUGCUCCUUCCACGCUGGUCGUUGCCAUGGCGAUCCGCUCUUCUUUGUCAAUGAGGGCGCAUGUGACACUGCCGAUUUGGCCAAACUGGAGUGGGCAAAGUUCAGAGCCACCAUGUCCUCUAAGAGCUCUGUCCAUGUGCCCUGUGAUCUUGACACUUGUUAUGAGUGGGAAACCUGUUCUGCAUCUAAGAAAUGUGAGUGCAAAGCUGCUCGGGAGUGCCCCAGAGUUCAAGAGCACAUGUACUGUGUGAAGCUGACCAGGACCCAGAGGACUCGCAGCAUGGACCAGUGUUCUAUGGCAGCCAUCAAAUGUGCCAGCUAUCAGUUUGAGAUUCUCAACGAAGGCGUCUGUGAUUCCAGAUGAUCCUUCAAAAGCUUUUCUGUGCCGUCGCUACCAACCUCUGAAUUCAUCUAACAUCUGACAUUAUAGUCAUAAGCACAUCUUACACUUCGGUAUUCUUUGAAAAUGUACAUUAAUUAAAUAAAGCUGGGCUCCAAGCACCUGAAGCAACUCUUAAAUGUGCUUAAACAGGGUGCACUGUUUUGCUUGGGUUUGAUGCAGUUCAUGUAGUACACUUUCACAGGAUGUCGUGGACAACAAUGUAUCAUCAGAUUUUCACCAAAUUUAGUAUGACAACACCGGAGGAAUACUGGAUAUGAUUCCAUAAUGUAUCAUACUGCCACCUAAUGUCAGAUUUAAUAAGCAGAAUGUGGGGUACAUAUGUGUUGAGCAUACCAAAUGUGUGUCAUAUGGAAUAUGUAUUUUGGGGAUUUCCACCAAGUUGGUGUAGGUAUAUUGGUAGACAAACAUGAUUGGUAUGUCAAAUUUGGUGACAUUUUAACAGUGUGUAAAAUACAUGUUGGUAAUCUGGGCGUCCCCCACCCUGUGCACAAUAUAGGCCGACAAGAUUAUAUUGAUGCAUGCCUUGAUAUUCCAGGAGAUGGCACUAUACCACUACUCCUUCAGAUCGGACACUAAAGUAGAAUGAAGAUUAAACAUUAUGAACCAUACUAUACAGUUCUCCAACUAUGUACUUUGUAUGUAUAUGUAGCCACAUACUUCUGAAACAUUAUAACUGGCCCUUACAAAAACAAACUAAGGCUUCUGUCAAACUAAAACUAAAUAUACAAAAACUAAAACUUAAGCAAAAUUAGGAACUAACAAACACACUCUAAAACUAACUAAAAUGAAACCACAAUGAAAUGUCAAUGUCAAAACUAAAAUGAAAUCAAAUAGAAAAAGAAAACCUUUUAUAAUUUUGAUUAUAUAACUAUUUGACAUAAAACAGUUACAGUGCCAUAUAGGUUUCAGUUGCAGUCAAUUUUUCAUGGAAAAUCUGGAGCACAGCAAUGACACAAUUUGACAGAUUUUUGAUUGUUCUUCAAAAUAGGGUUUAACAUAUUCCAUAAAAUUGUUCACUGUCAGUGCUUGACCCCCUAAAAAACAGAUAAACAUGUCAUAGACAGAUUCAUGAAAGUACACAAGUCUUUAAUCUUUUGGAUACUGUGGAAAGGAAGCACAGUUAUGGUACUUUUACAGCUUUGUAGGACUUGAUCUGAGCCAAAGAUCGAGAAGGCAGUUAGUCAGUCAAGUCUAAUUACAGGAACAGAGUGAAAUAGUUAGACUUACUUUACAUGCUUCACAUGUAAUAAUAAUUAACAUUGUUAUUUUAUUUCUUAUGGAGAUUUUCAUUUCACCUCUUGCUCCCCAUUUAAGCAUAUAACACAACAUAAUUUACUAUUUCUAUCCUCUGAAUAUUUGUCAAACAAUGAAUUCUUUAUUGAUGUGACCAAGAGAUAUCGAGACCCAGACUAGACUAAAUGAAAUAUUAAAUGUAUAAUGACUCCAAUAAAAUGUGAAAGAGA